GGACUAGCAGCUGACGCGCCCCGGGGCACACCCACGCAGCAUCUCAGAGGCCACACGUCCGCAGGGAGGGGAAAGAGGGUUUGUCGCCUCACGCCACAAGCGUGGGCCGCCAGGGAUGCGGCUCCCGCGUCAGCUUGAGCGUGUAGCUGCGCAGGCGCGGGCAGUGCGUGCGGAAGGCAUGCAGCACGGAGGGUCGCACCACGCAGAAGCAGUGCACUUCGCGCAGGCCCACGCAGCGCUCUGCCAGCUCCUCCAGCGCGGCGUCCAGCUCGGCAGAGGCGGCAGCGCGCACCUCGAGCGCGCGCAAGGUUGCGGCGUAGUGGCGCGCUGCGAAGCGCACCGGGCCUACGGUGUCCCCAGAGAGGCUGAGGCGCAGCGCAGCCACGGGCACAGCAGGCUGCAGGACGCGUGUCACGCUCUCGGCAGGCAGAGCCGGCUCCAGCUCCAGCUCUACGGCCAGUCCAGGGUGGCGGCGGCUCAGCUCGGCCCAGGCUUCAUUAGGCAGGGGCGACGCGCGUGCGUCUUCGGGACAUGCGCACCGCAGGGCCAGGAGCUCAAAAGGUGCGCGGUCUGGCGCCGCCAGUGCCUCGAGCGCGGUGCGCGACAGGCUGGCCAGGUGCAGGCCGAGGGCGCGCAGGCAGGGGCAGGCCUCUAGUAGCUCCAGCACGGAGCCUGGCCCCACGCUGCCCACCAGCGUACUGUUAUCCAGGAAAAGGCUGCAGAGCUCCGGGCAGCCGUGUGCCACCUGCAGCACCAGCGCGUCGUCCAGUGUGAAGGGCAAGCGCCUUAGGUCGAGGUGGCGCAGCGCGCGGGCGGCCCUACAGAGGGCGUGCACGGCGUCCAGGACGUCGCGACCCGAGUCGAAGAGCCGCUUUUCUCCGCGGCACUCCAGGCACAGGCCUCGCAGCUCGGGGUUACGGCCAGCCAGUGCGGUCAGCAACUCUAUGGCCGCCAGGCGGCUCGGCUCCCUGGACGGCACAAAUUCCAGACGUAGAUUCUGAACGUGGUCCAGGCAAGCGGACAGGCUAACGGUCCCUGCUGGAAUUUGCGCCUCGUGUAUCCUGGGGCUUCUGAUACCCUCCACCAGGCCUGAACUUGGGACCCACCGGCACCCCGUUCAGAGUGUCAGGGAGUAUCAGAGAUCAGAGAUCUUCGAGCUCUACCACACAGAAGGCACCAGAAACGUCUGGUCCUCAAGGGGCACCUCCUUGUUGAUCCAUCCGUUGCCCGCUGGAGGAAGAGGAGCAGCUCUCACCCUGGGGCCCUCCGGCCUCGUAAGAACCACAAGUCCUCGAAGUCCCUUGCCGCAGGCUGUUCUCCCUGCUGUUUAACCUCAGGCGCCAGUUUCUUACCUGCUCAGCGGACCAGGAGGCAAGAUGGCGGCUGGGCCAAAUGGGCUCGAGGAGUGGGUGGGCAGUGCCUACCUAUUUGUGGAGUCCUCGCUGGACGAGGUGGUCUUGUCGGAUGCCUACGCUCACCCGCAGCAGAAAGUGGCGGUGUACAGGGCUCUGCGGACUGCCCUGGCAGAGAGUGGCGGGAGCCCUGACGUGCUGCAGAUGCUCAAGAUCCACCGCAGCGAUCCGCAGCUGAUCGUGCAGUUGCGUUUCAGCGGGCGCCAGGCCUGCGGCCGCUUCCUCCGCACCUACCGCGAGGGGGCACUGCGCGCCGCGCUGCAAGGGUGCUUGGCGGCGGAGCUGACCCUGCACUCCGUGUCGCUGCAACUGGAGCUGCGCGCCGGCGCGGAGCAGCUAGAUGCCUUGCUGACCGACGAGGAGCGCUGUUUGAAUUGCAUCUUCGCCCAGAAGCCCGACCGGCUCCGGGAUGAGGAACUAACAGAGUUGGAGGAUGCGCUCAGGAAUCUGACGUGCGGCUCGGGGGGCCAAGGGAGCGACGUGGAGGGCGCUCCGGCCCCCUCGCAGUCUCUGGCACCCUCUCCGUCGGAGGAGAAGCCACCGCCGCCGCCGCCGCCGCCGUCUGGCCAGACUUUUCUGUUCCAUGGUCAGCCCGUAGUGAACCGGCCGCUGAGCCUGCAGGACCAACAGACGUUCGCGCGCUCAGUGGGCCUCAAGUGGCGCAAGGUGGGGCGCUCCUUGCAGCGCGGCUGUCGUGCAUUGCGGGACCCGGCGCUUGACUCACUGGCCUAUGAAUACGAGCGUGAAGGGCUGUAUGAGCAGGCCUUCCAGCUGCUGCGGCGCUUCGUGCAGGCCGAGGGCCGCCGCGCCACGCUGCAGCGCCUGGUGGAGGCGCUCGAGGAGAACGAACUCACCAGCCUGGCAGAGGACUUGCUGGGCCUCGCAAAUCCCCAUGGCGGCCUGGCCUAGCCUGGGUACCAGAGAAAGGGGCAGUCGGCCAGUUGCCCAGCCAGGGUUUGGAGCACCUGGGUGACUGUAGGGUCCCUUCUAAUGCUACUGCUGACCUCCUGUCCACCCACGGGACUCUGACGCCAUACUUACAACCAGAUAUGGCUGCCCUCUCCAGGAGUCAGACAAGCACCCACAGUGUCUGCUGGGGUGCCACUGGGGGUUCUGUUCUAGAUACUAGGAUAGAGACAGAGCGUAUGGGUGACCUGCUGCAAAAGGUCGACCUCACCUUUUCCCACCGCAGAAGAGGGGCUUUCAGCCAGACCUUACCUCUUCAUUCAUAGAACAAUUCAUUACUAUUCAUUAAUUCAGUAUAAUUCAUUAAGGACCUGCUGUAUCCUAGGCAUCAUCCUGGGUGCUGCAAAUACCGUGGUGAACAAAACACACGAAUCCUGCCUGUCCCCAGUUCACACUCAGUCUGAGACUCUGAAUAUUAAGAAACAGUAAUAAAAUACUACCAGUUUUUUGAUGUGAAAAAUACAAGGAGUUGUGGGAGCAACUGAGCAGGGGCCUAACCCAGGUUAGGGGUUAGGCUUCCUGGGAGAGAAAUGACUGUGAAUGUUGUGGGUGGUGGAAUGAGAGAAGGGCAAUAUUCUGGGCAUGGUCAGCCUCAGGUGAGGUCUUGAGGAAGGUGAGAGGAAGGGAUUUAGAACAGAAGGUUUAGAGUGGCUGGAUCUAGGGGUGGGUGGAUUUGCAGA
Globicephala melas (long-finned pilot whale) is the source of this 3058-nucleotide messenger RNA. It is a transcript of the gene TRADD, whose product is annotated as TNFRSF1A associated via death domain. Gene Ontology annotation, biological process: positive regulation of canonical NF-kappaB signal transduction; extrinsic apoptotic signaling pathway. Lineage: Eukaryota; Metazoa; Chordata; Mammalia; Artiodactyla; Delphinidae. The record is from RefSeq and is a predicted model, not a curated record. Gene Ontology annotation, cellular component: tumor necrosis factor receptor superfamily complex. Gene Ontology annotation, molecular function: transmembrane receptor protein tyrosine kinase adaptor activity.